AGCAGAGCCCACCAUGUCGUAGAUAAGAGACUGCGAGAAAAAGCUGGGUGGACAGAGCAAAGCACAGAAAGAGCAUCAGACACCACGGAGAUGAGUCAAUGGACGCCGCUAAGAAGCCGUCACUGCCUUCGGACCUGCGGCGCCGUACCUGAAAAGGUGUGCUCGGUGAGCACUGCAAGGUGGCGUGUGACUGGCACACUGCCGCAGAGAACACAGCAAAGGUCAACAACACUUUUUAUCGACAGGGACUGCAGAAAGCAAACUGCGGGUUUUUUCAUCUCCAUGGCGAGCAUUUUGUUGUAUUUAUGGGGAACUAUCUGCAGCACCAAAACUUUCCUCUUGCUCUGGGCACUCCUGUUGCUCCACGGGCCUCUCUGCGGACAGAGCAGCCCCAUCUCCAAUACGGACCGGAGGCCCCGACCAGCUACGGGGACACGGGACGUUCUGGGAGGGGCGGACAACCCGUCCCGUUCGGAGCAGGAGGGCAACCCGAACAGGCAGGGGGUCCUAGAGAGCUUGAAAGAGCAGUUUUUGCAGACGUUCAACCUGUCCGGCCUGGGUCCGCCUCCGCUGCCGCCUGGAAGCAUACGAGAGGAGCCACCGGAGUACAUGAUGGAGCUCUACAACCGCUUCGCCAACGACCGCACUUCCCAGCCCGUUGCCAGCAUCAUCCGCAGCUUCAAAAACGAGGAUUUUUCUUCAAGUGCCGUAGGCGCCGGAGGCGUAAGGCGCCACCCACUUCUCUUCAACGUGUCCGUCCCCCACCACGAGCGCAUCACGGCGGCCGAGCUCCGCCUCUAUACCCUCAUCCAGACUGACCGCCGUCUGUACGCCGGUGUGGACCGCAGGGUCACCAUCUAUGAGGUGGUACCUGGUGACGGGGACGACAACACCACCCAUGAGAAUGUUCUCGUAGAGUUAGGGGCGGAGGAGGCCGUGGCGCUGGUGGAGUUGGCGUCACGGCAAGUUUUCGGCACGGACGACGGCUGGGAAGCGUUUGACCUCACCUCUUCCGUCCUGCGGUGGCGGGAAUCCGAGCGCGGCACCACGCAUCGAUUGGAGGUGCACAUUGACAGCAUGGCGCUUGAGGUCGAGGCUCGGGGGUUCAGGGAGGAAAACGAAAUUGAGAACACGGCGGCAGGAAACAUGAAGAUCGACACCGGCAGCAAGGAAAAGCACAAACCUCUGCUGAUUGUUUUCUCCGACGACCAAAGCAGCGACCAUCGAGAUAACAAGCGUGAGCUGAGUGAAAUGAUCGACCACGAAGCCAACGUCAUCCCCCAAAACGACCUGGAGAACGACCUGUGGGGCGGGUACGACGAGUCCGAGCCGGACGAGGCGGACCUGAUACAAAUGCGCUCCAAUCUGAUCUACGAUACGACCUCGCGUAUCCGCCGCAACGCCAAGGGCAACCACUGCAGGAGACAACCUCUACAUGUGGAGUUCAAAGACAUCGGCUGGGACAGUUGGAUCCUGGCGCCCGGCAGCUACGACGCCUACGAGUGCUCGGGGACGUGCUCGUUUCCGCUGACCAAACACGUCACGCCUACUAAACAUGCCAUCGUGCAGACGCUGGUGAACAUCAACAGUCCUCAGAGGGCGGCGAGGGCCUGCUGCGUGCCCACCAAGCUGGAUCCAAUCUCGCUUCUCUACCUGGACGACACAGGCGUGGUGACGUACAAGCACAAGUACGAGGGCAUGGCUGUUGCCGAGUGCGGCUGCAGAUAGUCGAUGGUCUUGGAAAGAGACGAACAAUGUGCUUCGACCGUUGUGUCAGGUGUGGUCCGAAGGAUUCUUGUACAUUGUAUUUAUUACGAAUAAUAGUUGCCAAGUUUCCAACACAGUGGAGAUGAGGUCUCACAACUAAAAUGUUGUUCGGAACGAAACACAUUCUUCAGGAUUCUGUGGGAACUAGUGGGCCAGUCCCCCCCCCCACCCCCGCUUCACCCCCCAUGACAUGUGUUUCCCUCCACUUAUCACUUGAUGCAAACACUAAUCAGCACUUCAGUGAAAUGACCUCCUUAAGGCAACCUGAACUCUCCAAGCCCGCCUCCUGUGGCCUCCUGAUACGUAGGCACCACGCAAGGAGUCCGACUGGCGAGGGUUAUCUAUCCAAACCCGGUUUCCCCCCCGGCCCCCCUCCCCCCUGCCUCCGUCAUGCCAAAGCUACAGUGAUAGCAAGGUGUUUGCGGCUGAGAAACAUGUAUUCCACCCAUCAGACAUGGACGCCAUUCCAGGCAAGGUUUGAGGUGGCGGGAUCGGAACAAGGACCACAUUCCUGGGGAGUCUUAACUUCGCUGUUCUUCCAGUGCGUUUCAAGCUCCUGAGUUUGGGUCAUCCAUCACUAUUUGGGGACCUUGUCAGCCGUGGAGCAGAAAAAGAACAGCAGUGUUGAGUUGGCCCAGUCUUUUGUAAGAAGGCUCUCGAUAGCUCUGCUGCUUGGAAUAAAAGACCGACUAUUUAUUGUUCUAAUUUAUUAUUUUUUUUUUGAUAAAACAGAUGACUAUAUAUGUAAAUGUUCUAUGUUACCCAAUGUUGAGCAUCCAGUAAGACUACAAACCCCGUUUCCAUAUCAAUCAAUGUUUAUUUAUAUAGCCCUAAAUCACAAAUGUCUCAAAGGACUGUACAAACCACUACGACUACGACGUCCUCGGAAGAACCCACAAAAGGGCAAGGAAAACUCACACCCAGUGGGACGCCAGUGACAAUGCUGACUAUGAGAAACCUUGGAGAGGACCUCAAAUGUGGGCAACCACUCACCCCUCUAGGGGACCGAAAGCAAUGGAUGUCGAGCGGGUCUAACAUGAUACUGUGAAAGUUCAAUCCAUAGUGGCUCCAACACAGCCGCGAGAGUUCAGUUCAAAGCGGAUCCAAGACAGCAGCCAGAGUCCCGUCCACAGGAAACCAUCCCAAGCGGAGGCGGAUCAGCAGCGUAGAGAUGUCCCCAACCGAUACACAGGCGAGCGGUCCAUCCUGGGUCUCGACUCUGGACAGCCAGUACUUCAUCCAUGGUCAUCGGACCGGACCCCCUCCACAAGGGGGGGGGGACAUAGGAGAAACAGAAAAGAAGCGGCAGAUCAACUGGUCUAAAAAGGAGGUCUAUUUAAAGGCUAGAGUAUAAAAAUGAGUUUAAAGGCGAGACUUAAAUGCUUCUACUGUGAGUUGGGAAGUUGUGUUAGAUGUAAAUAUAAACAGAAUACAAUGAUUUGCAAAUCCUUUUCAACCCAUAUUCAGUUGAAUACGCUACAAAGACAACAUAUUUGAUGUUCAAACUGAUGAACAUUUUUUUUGUUGCAAAUAAUCAUUAACUUUACAAUUUGAUGCCAGCAACACGUGACAAAUAAGUUGGGAAAUGGGACAAUAAAUACUAAUAAAGUUGAGAAAUACUCAUCAAAUACUUAUUUGGAACAUCCCACAGGUGUGCAGGCUAAUUGGGAACAGGUGGGUGCCAUGAUUGGGUAUAAAAGCAGCUUCCAUGAAAUGCUAAGUAAUUCACAAACAAGGAAGGGGUGAGGGUCACCAAUUUUUAAGAAAAUUGUCCAACAGUUUUAGAACAACAUUUCUCGAUGAGCUAUUGCAAGGAAUUUAGGGAUUUUACCAUCUACGGUCCGUAAAAUCAUCAAAGGGUUCAGAGAAUCUGGAGAAAUCACUGCACGUAAGCGAUGAUAUUACGGACUUUUGACCCCUCAGGCGGUACUGCAUCAAAAACCGACAUCAGUGUGUAAAGGAUAUCACCACAUGGGCUCAGGGACACCUCAUAAAACCACUGUGAGUAACUACAGUUGGUCGCUACAUCUGUAAGUGCAAGUUAAAACUCUACUAUGCAAAGCGAAAACCAUUUAUCAACAACACCCAGGAACACCGAAUGGCUUGGCUGGGCCCGAGCUCAUCUAAGAUGGACUGAUGCAAAGUGGAAAAGUGUUCUGUGGUCUGACGAGUCCACAUUUCAAAUUAUAUUUGGAAACUGUGGACAUAGUGUCUUUCGGAACAAAGAGAAAAAAUAACCAUCCGGAUUGUUGUAGGCGCAAAGUUCAAAAGCCAUCAUCUGUGAUGGUAUGAGGGUGUAUUAGAGCCCAAGGCAUGGGUAACUUACACAUCUGUGAAGGCACCAUUAAUGCUGAAAGGUCCAUACAGGUUUUGGAGCAACAUAUGUCGUCAUCCAAGCAACGUUAUCAUGGACGCCCCUGCUUAUUUCAGCAAAACAAUGCCAAGCCAUGUGUUAGUAAAAGAGUGCGGGUACUUUCCUGGCCCGCCUGCAGUCCAGACCUGUCUCCCAUGGAAAAUGUGUGGCGCAUUAUGAAGUGUAAAACACGACAACAAGACCCCAGACUGUUGAACGACUUAAGCUGUACAUAAAACAAGAAUGGUAAAGAAUUCCACUUUCAAAGCCUCAACAAUUAGUUCCCAAAACGUUUAUUGAGUGUUUUUAAAAGAACAGGUGAUGUAACACCGUGGUGAACAUGCCCUUUCCCAACUACUUUGGCAAGUGUUGCAGCCAUGAAAUUCUAAGUUAAUUAUUAUUUGCAAAAAAAAAUUAAGUUUAUGAGUUUGAACAUCAAAUAUGUUGUCUUUGUAGCAUAUUCAACUGAAUAUGGGUUGAAAAGGAUUUGCAAAUCAUUGUAUUCUGUUUAUAUUUACAUCUAACACAAUUUCCCAACUCAUAUGGAAAUGUGGUUUGUACAAAGUUGAAUCUCAUUGUUUAAGUUUAAAAUCUCAGCAAGCCAUUUUUCUAUUCACAAUCAUGAAUGCCGGACAUAUUUGCUCCAUCGUUAACGAUCAUUUGGAUUUGCUUCCGUCAACCAACGGUAUCAGCACACAGGUCAAAGUUCGUACAUGUCUUCUAAACAAAGACCCAUGGGAAAGUGACUUAGUGGGGGCUUUAAUGAAGAAAACGGAUCGUCUGCUGUGACGGAAAACCUGCACACGAGGAGCCAAGUGUCAAUUUUUACAAACAUAAUCUCAAUGAUAGGAUCAGACCACAUGUUGUAUUAUCAUGUUGCUCUUUGGAUGUAGCAACAACAUGCAAGAAAGCUGUAAAUAAAGGAGGUUAUUCUUUUCAUGAUCUGAAA
Nerophis ophidion (straightnose pipefish) is the source of this 5069-nucleotide messenger RNA. RefSeq names its product bone morphogenetic protein 10 (gene bmp10). The record is from RefSeq and is a predicted model, not a curated record. Gene Ontology annotation, cellular component: extracellular region. Gene Ontology annotation, biological process: BMP signaling pathway; SMAD protein signal transduction. NCBI's taxonomy places the organism in Eukaryota, Metazoa, Chordata, Actinopteri, Syngnathiformes, Syngnathidae. The transcript is spliced from 2 exons. The coding region runs from base 91 to 1728 and encodes 545 amino acids. Gene Ontology annotation, molecular function: growth factor activity; cytokine activity.